AUGGCCAACCCGUCGCAGUGCCUGGAGGAGGGCGCCGGGCGCUGGCCGCCGCGGCCGCCCGGGCCGUACAGCGAGGCGCAGCGGCUGGCGCUGGAGGAGCUGGUGGCGGGCGGCCCCGAGGCGCUGCGGGCCUUCCUGCGGCGGGAGCAGCUGCCGCCCUUCCUGUCGGAGCCCGAGGUGCAGGCCAUCGUGCGGGGCGCCCUGCCGCCCGCCCCGCAGCCGGCGGGAGAGCCCUCGCCCGGCGCCUCGCUCGACGCCUCCUCGCUCACCUACUUCCCCGAGCGCUCGGACCUGGAGCCGCCGGCGCUGGAGCUGGGCUGGCCGGGCUUCGCCAGCGGCGCCUUCCGCGGGCUGACGCGGGUGGAAGCGCACUUCCAGCCCGGCUGCGGGGACGGGCUGUACGGCUGCAAGGAGGCGGUGCGGCGGCAGAUCCGCUCCGCGAGGCAGAUGAUUGCCCUGGUCAUGGAUUCCUUCACAGAUACUGAUAUCUUCAAAGACCUCUUGGAAGCCUGUAGCCAGCGGCAAGUUAAAGCAUAUAUCCUUCUGGAUCAGUCUUCAUUUUCCCACUUUCUGAAAAUGUGCAAGGAUCUGGGGGUUGACCUUGAACAGGAAAAGCUGAUGAGAAUUCGAAAUAUCACUGGGAAGACAUACUACACGAGGUCAGGUGCCAAAAUUGUUGGAAAAGUCCGUGAGAAGUUCAUGUUAAUUGAUGGCAUUAGAGUGACAACAGGCUCCUACAGCUUUACAUGGACAGAUGGGAAGCUGAACAGCAGUAACAUUUUGAUCCUGUCAGGCCCUGCAGUUGCACACUUUGACCUGGAAUUUCGGAUUCUUUACGCACGGUCCAAGCCUAUUAACCUCAAAGAGUUCUCCAGCUGCAAGAAGAAUGAGGUGUUGGACCAGCUGGUCAGGAUAACAGUGGCUUCCAGAGACUUGUCCAGGGAAAACUUCCUGAGAAUGGAGUUUUUGUAUCUUAGAGCAUUUGUAGGAAAUCUCAAAAGGAAGCGAAGCUGGCUGCAUGCCUCCAGAGAGGCAGUCUACGUGUCAAAUAAUGUAAUGCAUACUUCUCCUCCACUGACUAAGAGGAAUGGCUCUCUAGUGAUGAGGCCACACUGGAUCGUGGAGAGAUGAACUGCAUGUUCACUAGAGAGAGAAGCAGAACCUCAGGAGCCACGUCCAGCCGUCCACGUCCAGUUCUGACUCACAGUGUGCUUGUGAGAGCAGCUGGGAAACCUCCAGCUGAGAGAAAGUGAUGCUGCAAUUGUGGUUUCAUUUGAAGACCAUUAUUACACAGAUCAAAAGAUACAGUUACGGUUUUGUCUUA
This is a messenger RNA of Apus apus (common swift), 1324 nucleotides long. Its product is annotated as protein FAM83D-B-like. Gene Ontology annotation, biological process: positive regulation of cell cycle G1/S phase transition; regulation of ERK1 and ERK2 cascade; protein localization to mitotic spindle. Gene Ontology annotation, cellular component: cytosol; mitotic spindle pole. Bases 1 to 1131 code for a protein of 376 amino acids. The record is from RefSeq and is a predicted model, not a curated record. Lineage: Eukaryota; Metazoa; Chordata; Aves; Apodiformes; Apodidae. The transcript has 4 exons.